GAUGGCGGCGCGGGAGGUGUCUUUUGCCUCCUCUACGCUGAGAGCUGCCGUGGGCACUAAGUGGGAGAGCGAUCACCUCUGGCUCUGCUUGCUGGCCUUGGGCUUCAACCCGAAAUGGCACCAUGGCGUCAGACUAGGGAGGGAUAUGUUUGCUAAACCGAACAGCAAAGCGCUUUCUGUCGUUGCCUACUUCUUGUUUACUAAGCUGGAUAAGCGCCGUGCAAGACAAACUUUCAAGCAAUCUGGAUUCACAAAACUACCAAGUCCUGGAUUUAGGAAGCACUGCUGUCUGUGGCUAAGAGAAAUUUCACAGCAGAAGAAAGUAGGUUUUCCACGAAUUACACCUUCCGCACUGAUUUGUCCUGGUGGUGCUAAAAUUGUUCACAUGUUCUACCAUUUUGCAAGAUACGUAGUGAUUGAGAACAUGAAAAAGCUCUCUGUAGGCACUGGUAUACCUUUUGCUGAAGCUGUAAUGUGGAGACCUCGGGAUAUGUACAUGGCAAAAGCAAGACACAGAGUUGCAUACAAUAAACUGCUGCAAAUUCUUCAAAGGGAAGACUUUGUUUUUCAAGAAUAUAGGGGAAAAGCACAGGUUUUAAUUGGAGAAAUAAAGCGGACAAAGUCUGAAUAUGCAGUUGUGCGGAAGAAGUUUUGCAGGAAGAAACAAAAUGACCAAAACAAAAAUGACACAACUGAGAGGAUCCAAAAGGUCCGCAGUAUGUGGACACUUAUAGUGGAAAUGCUUGCAUCUCUGAAAAAGGAAAAGGAAGUUGUGGAUUCUGUACUUGAAGACUGUGUUAACCCAUGUAUUCUAGAUGGAGCUGAUGUUGUUUUGAGUGUUCCAGGGUUGUUAACUUACAGAAUUGAAAGUAACAUACAUGGAUUUGCUACAGGAAAUUUAUAUGAAGAUGGAAAUUUAAAUUUCCUAACAGUUAUUCAAUUGCUAAAUGAAGCCCUGAUGAUACUGAGCAAUGAAUGUUGUCCUUGUGAAUUAAAAGAACUUCACAGAGUUGAGGACAUGGUUACAUCCUACAAGAAUGCACUACAGGAGUUGAACACAAAAAGUCUAAGAAGAAAGCAAGAGCAUUGUGAGCCAAAGUGUCAGUCUAUUUCCAGAAAACAGGAAAUCUGGGAAUCGAAGUGGAAAACGAUUCUUGGCCAUUGUCCUUUUAAUUUAAUCUUGAAAGAUGAUCUACAACCAGCUUCAUCAUUUCAAUCUUUUAGUUCUUCAGAUGAAGAUGAAGAUAGUAUCUUUUAUCAGUUGUUUUCAGAUAAUUAUGACUAUCAUCAUGAAGAAUGCCAUGAGGAAAGUGAUGGGGCUUUGGAAAACAUGACUGGUACAACAUUAGUACCCUCAACAUGUAACUUCAUGCAGCAUGGAGGCUUGUCUGCUUCUGAGGCUACAGACAGGAGCUCAUUGGUGCCGUCGUCGUCAGAAGCAUCUGAAAAUGGAGACCUGUUAAUUGAAAAUAACUUGAAUACUUGUAUGGGAGAUAAAAAACUUGUGCCUCAAAAAAAUUUAAAAAAUGGAAAGGAAGAGUUCCCUACCUCAGAAGUAGAGGAGAAUGCAGAUGAAAAUGUCACCCAGCCAAAGUCUCCUGUGAAAAAAGAUGACCUUGAGAAAGCCAGAGAUGAACUGGCAGAAGAGAUUGCAAAGUUGGUGAUGUCUGAGUCGCCUCACAGUGAUGAAAAAGUAAUGGCAUUAGAUGAUCUCAUUAGCUCACUGUCUUUCAAUCCAUUUUUAACAAGGAAACAAAUACCCCGAACUCCAGAAAAUCUGCUUACUGAAAUUAGAAGUUCGUGGAGAAAAGCUAUUCAGACUGAGGACUCAUUAGACCUAGAGCAGUCCUCAACUGAAGUGGUGACAAAAGAAUCUUCAAUGAAUGCUACACCCAGUAUCCAGGAGGAGGUGGACUCUACCUUUGGGUGCUCUGAACCUGUGUCUUCUGUAUGUGACUUGGGUCCUCCUGUAUCAGAAAAGAAGUCUCAAUUAAAUUCUACAGAGUCUAGUUCUCAGGAGCAGCUGAGUGUAAGUCAUAGAUUUGAAUCUUCAGAUUCAGAAACAUCUGGAAUUCAAGAAACUGCGGGAACUGAAUCAGAGGAACUAGAUUGUUUUGCUUUGAGUGGAAGUUCUGUAAAAGAUCUAAGCCAGAAUUUGCAAAAUGUAGAGAAGAGCAUGAAUAUUCCAGAUACUUGUUUGAAAAGUGGUAGUAGAGCAAAUACAGUGCCUUCAGACCACUGUCGCAGUUUUCUAAGGGAUGAGAUGCUGUGCUGGAAUGUAUCUGUGUUAAAUUCUGUCUGUCAUGAAACUGCUGAUGUGGGAAUAUUGGAUGAGACACUUCCAGAAUCUGAUAAUAUAGAUCUCAGCAUAUCUGCAGACUCAGACUCCAUUUUUUUUACAAUGGACAGUGAAAAUUUAAUGGAUGGCUCAGAAAAUAAUGAGGAUAUUAAAAAAACAGACCUAGAUACACAGUCCCUGUCCAACUCACAUGAAGUGCUAAAAAAAACUGCAUCUAAGAGUGAAGAGGAGCUGCAUCAAGCACAUAAUGGGGACAAAUCUCAAAGUUAUAGAGCUAAACUAAAUACGAUAGCAGAAGAAGGAGAGGAAAAUGAGGAUGAUCCUUCCAUGGAUGAAGAAUUUACCAAGAUGUCAUUGCCAAACUCUCCUGAUGAAAGCAAACAUUCCCUGUCAUCUUUGCUGGUAUCCUGUCAACAGAUGAUGGUACAUGAAGUCCCAUUAGACUUACUACAUAAAUUGAAGGGUAAGUAUCUGUGUUCUUUAUGCAUCAAGAUUUUGUCCAUUCUGGCUAUACCACCAUGAAUAACAUCUGAGUAGUUGGACUGUGCUGUGGAAGUGGAGGGUAACAAAUUAUUUGUAUGCUUGUUUCUCACAGAGGAUAAAACAUUAAAAAUAAAGAAAACACGCUUUCUCUAGUUCUAGAGUUCUAUCAAACAUCUUCCAAGUACAAUAAAAGAUGUUCAUUUGA
Molecule: messenger RNA, 2987 nt
Organism: Vidua macroura (Pin-tailed whydah)
Lineage: Eukaryota; Metazoa; Chordata; Aves; Passeriformes; Viduidae
Gene: HAUS6
Product: HAUS augmin like complex subunit 6
Biological process (GO): spindle assembly
Cellular component (GO): mitotic spindle microtubule; HAUS complex
Molecular function (GO): microtubule binding
Source: RefSeq, a predicted model, not a curated record